Molecule: messenger RNA, 3550 nt
Organism: Rhinolophus ferrumequinum (greater horseshoe bat)
Lineage: Eukaryota; Metazoa; Chordata; Mammalia; Chiroptera; Rhinolophidae
Gene: ZNF175
Product: zinc finger protein 175
Exons: 5
Coding region: 303-2519 (738 amino acids)
Biological process (GO): negative regulation of transcription by RNA polymerase II
Molecular function (GO): DNA-binding transcription repressor activity, RNA polymerase II-specific
Source: RefSeq, a predicted model, not a curated record
GCCCAGAGAGGCCAUUUCGCCUACGUCGUCAAUUGGUUCUUAGCUGUCUGUCGCAUGCAAGAUGUUGAGGUGAUUUGGAAUAUUAGCAGUGGGGAUUCUGUGGGGUUAGUGAGGUGAAAUCAGCUUGGUGUGAGUGACACAGUGGUUAGAGGACCAGUGAUAGCGGUCGGUGGAAUGAAUGAUGUCGGAUCUGCGGGGGCUUCUUGGUGUCUCUGGUGGGUCAAGCCACAUCCUCGAGGCUAUAGGACCUCCCGUCAUAGCCCAGCCUGCCUCUCCCCAGCAGCUCUGAUUGGAGCCUCCAGAUGCUCACGCAGCUUCAGGCUCCUGGGAAAAGUGGAGUUGUCUGCAAGAAAGACCACGAGUUGAAGCCCAGAGGGGACAUGCCUGCUGAUGUGAAUUUGUCCCAGAAGCCCCAGAUCCUGGGUCCAGAGGAGCAGGAUGGAUCAUGUGAGGGUAUGUUGUUACAGGGACCAGUGUCAUUUGAGGACGUGACCAUACACUUUAGCAGGGAGGAGUGGCAGCAUCUGGACCCUGCCCAGAGACGCCUGUACCAGGAUGUGAUGCUAGAGAUCUAUAGCCACCUCUUCUCCGUGGAGUAUCACAUUCCCAACCCAGAGGUCAUUUUCAGGAUGGAAAAAGAAAAGGAGCUGUGGCUGGGGGAGGCUGAACUCUCACAUCAGAGGCAUCCGGAAGAGGAGUCUGGGCUUGAAACCCAACAACAAGAAAUUUCUGAAAAAGCUUCAUUUCAUAAUGAUAUGGCGGGCAAAGUCACAAGAAAUGGUUCUUGGUGUUCCAUUUUAGAAGAACUGUGGAAAGAUGCUGACCAUACAGAGAGAGACCAGCAAAAUCAAAAUAAACCUUUGCAUCGUAGGGCCUUCCUCAAUAAGAAAAAUUUAAAUACAGAGAAAGACUAUGAAUAUAAGGACCCUGGGGAAAUCAUUCAUGUAAGGCCCCACCUUGUUUCUUCACAAAAAAGACCUCACAAACAUUGUUUGUUUGCAAAAAGUUUGAAGUCUAACCUAGAAGUAAAUCAUCAAAAUCAAAGCAAUACCACAAAACACCUUGAUGAGAUUGUUGGAUCUGGUCAGCUAUUCACCCAUGUCUCUCCCAUUGCUAGCUGCAAGAAUAUUCACAGUGCUAGCUGCGAAGGUAAUCAAUAUACAAAAGUCCUCAGCUAUAAACAGUCACUCACACAAAAUCAAAUUCAUACUCGGGAAAAACCAGAUAAAUGUACUGAAUGUGGGAGGGACUUUACCCAGAAGUUACACCUCCUUAGGCAACAGAGAUUCCAUAGUGUAGAAAACCUCCAGGAAUGCAGCAAAUGUGGAAAAGCCUUCACUCCACAAUCAAAACUCAGUGUACAUAUGACAGACCCUACAGUUAACAUACCUUAUAUAUGUAGGGAAUGUGGAAAAGUCUUCAUUCAGAGGUCAGAAUUGAUUACACACCAGAAAACUCACACUAGAAAGAAGCUCCACAAAUGCCAUGAAUGUGGAAAAGCCUUUUUCCAGAUGCUAUCUCUAUUGAGACAUCAGAGAACUCAUACUAGAGAAAAGCUCUACAAAUGCAGUGAAUGUGGGAAAGGCUUCUCCCAGAAUUCGACCCUCAUUACACAUCAGAAAAUUCAUACUGGUGAGCGGCAGUACGCAUGCAGCGAAUGUGGGAAGGCCUUCACCCAGAAGUCAACACUCAGCUUACACCAGAGAAUUCAUUCAGGGGAGAAAUCCUAUGUGUGUAUUGAAUGUGGGCAAGCCUUCAUCCAGAAGGCACACCUGAUUGUGCAUCAAAGAAGUCACACAGGAGAAAAACCUUAUCAGUGCCACAGCUGUGGGAAAUCUUUCAUUUCCAAGUCACAACUCGAUAUACAUCAUCGAAUUCAUACUGGGGAGAAACCUUAUGAAUGUAGUUACUGUGGGAAAACUUUCACCCAAAAGUCACACCUCAAUAUACACCAGAAAAUUCAUACUGGAGAAAGACACCACGUGUGCAGUGAAUGUGGGAAAGCCUUCAAUCAGAAGUCAAUACUCAGCAUGCAUCAGAGAAUUCACACUGGAGAGAAGCCUUACAAAUGCAGUGACUGUGGGAAAGCCUUCACUUCCAAGUCACAAUUCAAAGAACAUCAGCGAAUUCACACUGGAGAGAAACCCUACAUAUGCACUGAAUGUGGGAAGGCUUUCAACGGUAGGUCAAAUUUCCAUAAACAUCAGAUGACUCAUACUAGAGAAAGAACUUUUGCCUGUUACACAUGUGGGAAUGCCUUCAUCCAGAAAUCAGAGUUGAUUACACAUCAGAGAACUCAUAUUGGAGAGAAACCUUAUGAAUGCUGUGUCUGUGGGAAAUCCUUCAGUAAGAAACCACAACUCAAAGUGCAUCAACGAAUUCACACAGGAGAGAGACCCUAUGUAUGUUCUAAAUGUGGGAAGGCCUUCAACAACAGGUCAAAUUUUAACAAACACCAAACAACUCAUACCAGAGACAAAUCUUACAAAAGCAGUUAUUCCGUGAACGACUUUACCUAGAAAUGAAUACCUAGUAUGCAUUCAUGUAUACAUAAAUGAAACAAACUCUGCAUUUCUUGAAGAAAAAAAUCUCUUAAGAGUCAGAUUUAAUUGUAUAUCAUAGAAUUCAUGCUUUAGAAAAGCUCUAGGAAUGUAUUGCAUAUCACAAAGUUACACGUUGUUUUAUGCGAGUAAAAUCACUCAGAAAAAAACUUUCAAGGAUGAGUGAAAUUGUCCACAUUUGUACUACCCUUGUAAAGGAUUAUAAAAUUCAUCUGGGGAAGAAACCCUGGCAAAUAUAUUGAGAAAAGUGUUUGUAUGGAAAGUGGUACAAAACAGAUUGUUACCAGGUUAUUUAUAAGAAAGUUUGUAGGAAAUUAUAUUAAUGAUAACCCCGUUUGAUAGGGGAGAUCAAUAUUUUUAAAGUGCCAGCAAACUGAAUUAUGACAGCACAAUAUUAUGUAUGUAUAGAUAUUUAUAUGGUCAGGUCAAUAUAUAUAGUCCAUAUUUGUACUAUAAUAUAUAUGUAAUGUAUAUAUGCGCACACACACACACACACACACACACACACACCCUCAGUUCUGUAGUGUUUGCUACAGAAUCUACUGCAGAACAGGAGGUGUGGAUUAUAUAUUUUUAAAAGAAUGUAAUUGUAUUUAUCAAAUUUAUUCCCUACUACUUGAUAUUUAAAUCCUAAGAUUGCACAGUCAAUAAUUAUUCAUUUCUUUAUGUAUACAGACACAUGAAUGUACAUUUCUGGUAAAUGCAUAAAUGUUACUCUGUAGUGUAUACUGGUCUUCAUGGUGUAGUUUUUGUUGUUGUUUUUUCCUUUGUUCAUGAUUAGCUUAGCCCUACCCACCCCUUUUCUUUUCACCUCCACCAUCUAUGGUGAGCCUCUCCGUAAAUAAAUAACCAGUGUCAACCUUUUAGUAUGGAUUCUUUCUUAUUUUUAAGUAGGUUCCUGUCAUAUACACCAAGAGUCAGCAAACUGUGGCCUUCAGCCCAAUCUGAUCGGCCAUCUGUUUUCUUAAAUAAAGUUUUAUCGGAACAUA